CUAUGAACUGUCAAAAGCAGUCAAAAAUUUUCAGCGCUGAGAAGUUGAAGCUCCAGUGGGCAAUAUUUUAUUUUGUUUUUAAUAAAUUAAUUAAAAAAUAAUGGCGGAUAAUAAAGAAGUGGACAAAAAGGACGAUGAUCGCGAUCCAGAACUCGAUGAUUUGUUGGACAGUGCCUUACAAGACAUGACAAAGAAAGAGCCUUCUGCAGAACAAGUAUCUACUGGGGAAAGUCAAAAUAUGUGGAGUGAGGAGUUUAUAAAGGAAGCUGCAGCACAAUUUGAAAGCAACAUGGCUACUAUACUUGGCAGUUUUAGUGGUGUGCCUGAGGAUCAAAUCUCACAGGACCAAAUAGCACAAACAUUCUCCAAAAUGGCUGAGGCAGCUGCCCAAGUGCUAAAGCCACAAGGGGAAAGCAACAAUGCACCUGUGCAAGGUGAUCCUGCUGUACAGGGCAAGAUAGAUGAUGUAUCAGCAGCAAUAUCUCAAACUCUGCAGAACCUUAACACCAAUACAGAGAACUUACAAACACCCUUCUCAGAUGCUGACCUUGCAAAUAUGUUUGCGGAAUUCAACUUAUCUGAAGGAAGUCAGGAGGGCAACGCCUUUAUACCUUUCAUGCAAGGAAUGAUGCAGUCAUUAUUGUCAAAGGAGGUGCUCUACCCUUCGCUAAAGGAACUAGUUGACAAAUAUCCCGAGUGGCUUCGGAAUAACAAAGACACCUUGGAUCCAGUAGAAUAUGAAAGGUUCACCCAGCAAGAGAAAUUGAUGCGUCAGGUGUGUGAUGAACUGGAGCCGGAGCAGGAGUCCGACCCUGAGGAUGUCAAGAAGAGACGCUUUCAAGUUGUCUUGGAGUUGAUGCAAAAGACGCAAGACCUUGGACAGCCCCCCACAGAAUUGGUGGGAGAUAUGGCUGAACCUCCUCCGGGAUUCACCCCCGCUCCCGAUACGAAUUCACAGUGUUCACUAAUGUAAGGGGGGAGAGAAGAUUAAAAUGGGAAUUGAAGGAAGUCACCAGAGAGCAAAGGAAAAGUUUGUUGGAAGCCAAAAACCCCGAAAUAGAUAUAAUAUACUAAUUUUGACUGAUUUAUGAAAUGUAUUAAAAGAAUAUUGUGCAAUAUUGCAACUCGGAUCAGUCUGAUUAGGCCCUCGGUCGACCGCACACACGACGCAUGCCUCGUACACAGUACGAAUAUUUGACACAGAUGUUUUAGCAUAUAUUUCCUUAGACACAAUAUACUAAACACUUAGUAUACUCGAACGGCAAUCAAAUUUAAAUCAAGUUUUUUUUUUCUUUUUUGUCAAACUAUUUCUGUGUGAAGUUUGACGUGUUUGACAGCUCUCAAGACGAUUGUUACUUACGAAUUGAGUAUGGAGAUUAGUUUAGAAGUAAACUUUUUUUUAAUUUACUAAACUUGACUUCGUAUUUUGUAUGUGUGUUCUCAAUUUCAACGUUAAACAUUCAAACAGGUAAAAGUGUACGUAAUGUGUAAUACUCGCGUAAAUAAGAUAUAGACGCAUCAAGAAGUCAGCUUUUAGCAAAAUGAAAUAACAGUGUAAAUAAAGCUUUUAGCAUAUUAGAUAUAUACUUUGUUCUGACCAACAUAUGACAUAACUUGUAACGUAAACCAAACGUACUACGAAGGACACGUAUAUGAAAUCAUAGAUACUGUCGUCUAUCGAUAAUUUGAAGUGUUUAUCAUACACAGACUUGCCAAUUGUUUUGGACAAUGAUAGACUGAAGUCGCGCACUCAAAAAACUAUUACAGACUGUUUUUAUUACAGCUGUAAUUUAGAGGGUAGUUUCAUAUUCUUGACUUGAAUCCCUUUUACUCAAUUAUCCGGCUUAUUUGCUUGAGAAUGCAUGUUUAGAAAUAGUAAUUCCAGUGAAAGCGCUCAAAACGUCGACGUAUCGGCGACUCCGUGUGUGCGGUUGGCCUAGAUUUAUUUAAAAUGUUAUAUUUUAUAAAUAUAUUGAUUAGAUUAAUGUAAUGGUUAUUUAAUAAAGGUUUUCAAAUAAA
This is a messenger RNA of Pieris napi, 2019 nucleotides long. It is a transcript of the gene Pex19, whose product is annotated as peroxisomal biogenesis factor 19. Bases 101 to 973 code for a protein of 290 amino acids. Gene Ontology annotation, biological process: protein import into peroxisome membrane. The record is from RefSeq and is a predicted model, not a curated record. Gene Ontology annotation, cellular component: peroxisome; peroxisomal membrane. Lineage: Eukaryota; Metazoa; Arthropoda; Insecta; Lepidoptera; Pieridae. The transcript has 8 exons.